This is a messenger RNA of Astrephomene gubernaculifera, 2560 nucleotides long. Lineage: Eukaryota; Viridiplantae; Chlorophyta; Chlorophyceae; Chlamydomonadales; Astrephomenaceae. The record is from the annotation of a GenBank genome assembly.
GGGGCGUCAAUGCGUGUAUUCGUAUGCCUGUCUGAUGAAGAUGCAGCCCGACACCUGCAUGCAUGUCCCUAACUCUUACUGCCUAACUGCGAAUGGCUCAUUAAGUCGGCUAUAGUUGAAUUAGACUAGUGAUUGUAAAGCUAAUACGCAUGCGCACAGCCCGAUUGCGGCCCAUGUUCCUGCCCCACCUCCUCCUGCUCCACUGCGCCAUUCCAAGUCUUCAUCCUUCCGUGCCUGUCGUGCAUGCAGUACAUGUCGUACCCGCCCCUCUGCUGACCCCCUGACACGCCCCCGUGUGUGUUAAAAUAACUGGCCGCGAGUAGGAACAUACUGGGAUGUCGGAAGAUGAAGUCCCCACAGAACCGCCGCAGGAGCCGAGGAAUAGGGUAGCGUAUGUACAUAUAGAAGUCCAAUACUGGUGCUGAGAGUAAGUAGGACGUAAGAAGCACUCUCGUAAAGCGACCGGACCGAAGGCCCGUAGUAGUAAGUUGAGAGUAUGUAGUAGCUGACAAUAUCGAGUAAAGUAGGUAGGUAGAUAGGCUGGAACUGCUGCUGAACAGGUAGCAAAACAGGGGAGCAUGCCGAGACGUCGCAGUGCAUGCGCGAGCAAAACAAGACAGGCAAAGCAAGUGCAAGACCACUAUGUGCGGAUGUUACCGUAGACUGACCUGCAGGCAGGAACGAAAGCAUCCGGCAGCCAGCAACCAGUGUCAAUAACCGACGGCAAGAAGAGGAACAUGCGAGGGCGGGAGAAAAGCAGGAACACACGUGAGCGCCGCAACCUAACUACGCUGAACCUAAUUGAACUGCAAGGCGAACAAGGAAACAGACAGAUAUGGCAAACAGUGCGCAUGGGAUGCCGUACGACAAUGCAGAGAUGCGCAUGCCAGGGGAAGGAGGACUGGCGGGCUGGCUCCUAGUGAGCUCCCCACCGCACCAGGCCCCGAGUGCCUCCAUGCAUGCGGGCACCAGGGGACGUGUGCAAAACCCAUGGGCACAAGGCAAAGAGUAGGCAGUACGCAAGUGACAGGCACAGACGCUAUGUAACCGCGAAGAACCCAGUGAAGUGACGCGACGCCACGGAGGGGCCACCAAGCCGCCCAGCGCUGGCGCGUAGAACCCAGAAGCUACAUGGAGAGGGCCGUGCAGUCGGAUAACUGCAGUUGCCACUUGGAAGAGGAAGCCGCCCAGAGCGCCUGGAGCUCCGAGGGGACCACUGGUGGAGUGAAGGUGGGGAUCAAGCUCCAAAACGCUCCAAAACGCACGCCGCGAACACGGGGUGACUAGCGACGCGAACUUGGCAGCCGAGCUCCGGUCCAUGUCGCCCGCGUCUCGAGGAUGGUCUUGGAUAAUGCGAGUGCCAACUAACACGCCGCAACGCACACAUACCUUUGCGAAGCAACGACCCAAUUUACGUGCUGAAGUUGCAAUGUCGAGUAAGGCGAGCUGGAACGUAAUGGGCGAGCGGCAAGCUGUGGCGUGGGCGUUUGAAACCCGGCUGGCUGACCAAGCUGAGCUGGCUGACCCGACCGCAAUUAAGAAGCCGGGGAGAUUGUGCGUGUGUUAAAAUAACUGGCCGCGAGUAGGAACAUACUGGGAUGUCGGAAGAUGAUGUGUGUGUAUGUGUGUAUGUGUGUAUGUGUGCUGCAGCACCGGCUGUACGGCUACCGGGGUAUCAUCGUGGACUGGGACCCGGUGUGUGAGGAGGAGGAGGGCUGGAUCGCGCGCAUGCGGGUGGACGCGCUGCCGGGGGGCGGCAGGCACCAGCCUUUUUACCGAGUGCUGGUCAGCAAUGACACUGAUGAGGAGCGUGGGGUUGGGGGAGGCGGCGACGGCGGUGGCAGAGCAGCAGGAGGAGGAGGAGGAGGAGGAGGCGGUGAAGGGGGUGGAGGGGGUGCUGAGGAGGUGGAGGAGGAGAGCGAGGGAGGGCGGCCAGAGGGGUGGUUGCGGCGGCGCCGGCCGGUGUGGCGACCCACGGGUCGGUCCUGCGGGCUGCCGGGGCUGCACACCCGCCCUCCGGCAAAUGAGACCUACGUGGCGCAGGUGAACAUCCACGUCCUGGUUCCACAGCAGCAACCGCCGCCGGCACAGCAGCCGACACGGGAGGAGCAGCAGCGACAGCAGCAGCAGCAGGAGGGGCAACAGGCGCAGCAGCAGCAGGAGGUGGUGGAGAAGAGUGCGGGCGGGUCGGGGUCACGGGCAGCUGCUGCGGUGGCGGCAGCACCUGCAGGACCGCAUCCCGACAUCCCACCGUCACCACCGCUGGAGGGCGGAGGCAGCGCAGGCGGAAGGGCUGCAGCUGCUGCUGCUGCUGCUAUUCCUGCUGCAGCUGCGGAGGGGGCUGCAACGGCAGCAGCUGCUGCUCACAUGUUGCCGUACGACGACGACGGUGAUGAUGCGUACGAACUUCCGCCGGGAGUACCCACUAUUGCCGUACCGCACAACUUCCAGAUCCGCCACCCCGAGUUGGGUCAGUACUUCGAGGGGCGGCGGGCGGGGCGGCAGCUGCGCUACACACCCAAUGCAGCGUUGAGGUACCGCUUCCCUGAGGACUGGCCGG